Naegleria fowleri is the source of this 3132-nucleotide messenger RNA. RefSeq lists its product as uncharacterized. Bases 1 to 3132 code for a protein of 1043 amino acids. The transcript has 2 exons. Gene Ontology annotation, biological process: phosphatidylinositol metabolic process. The record is from RefSeq and is a predicted model, not a curated record. NCBI's taxonomy places the organism in Eukaryota, Heterolobosea, Eutetramitea, Acrasida, Naegleriidae. Gene Ontology annotation, molecular function: calcium ion binding; phosphatidylinositol kinase activity.
AUGUCCAAUCAUCAAGUUCGGGAGUCUUUAUCUUUUGCUCUUAAAUUUGAGGAUGAAAAGCACUAUGUGGAAGCCUUUGCUCAAUACUUGUGUUGUAUUGAUUUGAUUACUUCGCAAUUGAGAGAACUCACCAUUCCGAUGAAUAUUUCUCAUAUUGAUUUGUAUUCUCAGGAAGUUCAGUUGAAAACGGAUCAAUUGUUUUAUUUUGCAAGAGAGUGUUUGUAUAGGAGUGAAUUAAUAUUCAAUGAUAAGAGAUCGUAUUUUGGAGGAAGAGGAGGAGGAAGCGUUAGCAAUGAUGGAAAAGGUCCCAUUAAUGAUUCAAAGGAUAGCCAAAAAGAUUCAACCUCAUCAUCAUCAUGGCUCUAUAAUCCAAAUGUAUCUUAUAACUCUUCUAACAUGUAUCCAUCGGUAACAAAUCAAAAUUAUGGAAAUAUCGGAAAUGGAGGUGGAUUGUUAUUGGGCGAGAGUUUGCAUAAAACUGAACAGAAAUUCCAAAGUUUCAAAAUGACAGCCUCAACGACAAUUUCUACAGCUCCGAAAUCAUCAGAAAUUAAUAUUCAAAACUUACAAAAGACGAAGACAACACCACCGAACAAAUCUACCACGCAAUCAAAACCUUUAGAAACAAUGGACACAAAUAAUAAUAGAAAUUUAUCACCAAGAAGAACUCCUCCACCCUUGAAAAAAAGUAAUAGUACGCCAUCAUCAGAAUUGAAAUCUAGUUCGUCUUCAACGAGCUCAACAACAAGUAAUGCAAGCACAAGUCCUAACAAUAUUGUAACAAGUUCUUCAAGAGUACCACCCAAACUGCCCUCAAAAAUGUCUGCAAAAACUUCAGAUAUUACACCUCCGAAAACUUCCUCUCGAAGUGAAAAUGUUCAACAAGAAACCCCCAAGACACCUCUUAGUGAUGAUGUUCAAAAAAAGGAGGAUUUAACAUUUGUGAAACAACAAAUUGCUUUUUACGAUUCGAUCAACAAAAACCAUGAAAACAAUAACUCAGCGAUACGAAAAACUAACUCUUUUUCAGCAGCCAGCCUGUCACCAAGACAAUCACGUCCUUCCUCAGAAACGACACAAACAACUUCUAGCGAAAUCAAAAACAGCCCAUCUGUAGCUACUCCUAGAUCAGUUUCUAACAAUCGGUCACAACGCAUAUCUGAAGAUUUUUCGUCAACAAAUUCAUCACAAACAAGCAACCCCAGACUUUCACUCCGUUUGACCACAACAACUGCCAAAGAUUUGUUAACUUCUCCACGAGGAAAUCCAAAAUCAAACGGUGACCAUAAAAGAUCUCUUUCACAACGAAUGAUCAGUAGUAUCAGCAAACGAGAUUUAACAAACAAAUUUUCAGAAGAAGAGCACAAAUAUUUGACAUUUGUAUUUCACAUUAUAGAUUCACAAUCCAAGGAUAGUUAUUUAGAUCUGUGCGAAUUUACACAACAUUUAUCGCUGUUAGGUUUUGACAGAACCUUUAUGUUUGACUUUAAUGCUCCGUAUCCCACCAUUAAAAAGUCCAAAAUACAGCCAACAUUUGCCGGGCGAUUAUUUAAUGCCUUAGAUUUAAAUAAGAGUGGCUCUAUUGAAAUAUUUGAUUUCAAAGAGUCUGCUUCAAUACUCUAUUCUAAUGUUGGGGUUGAGGAACAAGCAAAACUUGGAUUUAACAUUUUUGACAGGGACAAUGACGGAGUGGCCACAAAACAAGAUUUUAUCACAGUUUUUCAACAAAUUUUCUCAACCCUUGAUUUUAUGGGCCUGUACAAAAACGCAACGACAGAUGGAUCCAAUUCUCCAUUCAGUUUUCUACUUGUUGGCCAUUCAGAAAUUUUGUCUCACGCCACAACUAUUGCAGAGAAAAUAUUUUCAGCCAUUGAUCAAUCGAAUAAUGGCUCAGUUACUGUUGCUGAAUAUUGCAAAGCAUUGAAAGAGAAUCCAUUCUUAAUAUUAGGAUUUUCACAAAUACCGAUUAACGACUUGUUAAAAUUCAAGCUAACCAGAAAUUUGUCACGAAACGGAGGCCAACCUGUUUUUAUCGGCCAUCCUUCGUUCCACAAAGUUUUAUGCAUGAUGGUUGGAAUUCGUCUUGCACAAGAAAUAAGACCAAUUAUUUCAGGAGCACACUUAACGGAAAGAGAUUUUAAAUUUAUGAACACAUUUGAAAUAACAUCACCAAAAUUCUUGAGAUGUAUCCAACCACCAGCUCACUAUAAUCUUGAUGAUCCCAACACCAAGUACAUUGACGAACAGACAACAUUUACGGAUUGUGCUCCUCUUGUUUUUAAGAAUAUUCGAGCUCUCUUUGGAGUGAGUGAAGAGGAAUAUGCACUUUCAUUUGGACCAGAAAUGCUUUUCAGUAAUUUAUUAAUGGGUAAAUUGGCAACACUGAGUGAACGUUUGACUGAUGGAAAGAGCGGAAAUUUCUUCUUCUACACACACAACGGACGAUUUUUAUGUAAAACAAUAUCCUCAGCUGAAUUUGAAACGACCAUGGAAUUUUUAGCAAACUAUUAUUCAUACUUGUACAAUAACCGAGAAACCUUAUUGACCAAAAUUUAUGGACUUUACAAAAUUAACGAUAUUUGCUUUAUUGUGAUGGGUAAUGUGUUCGAUACACAGCUUCCCAUUGACAAAAUUUAUGACCUUAAAGGAAGUACCAUUGGAAGAUACAAUUCUACAGGCCUUGGAAUUUUAAAAGAUUUAAAUUGGAAAGAUUCAGACAAGACCCUCCAUAUCGAUCCCAUGAAAAAAGAUCGUCUCUUGAAACAAAUCAUGGACGACACUAAAUUUUUAGAACACAAUGAAAUUAUCGACUAUUCCUUACUCGUUGGAAUUCAUGAAACCAAAAAAUUCCGUGAAAAACCCAUUCAUUACAAAGAUCCCAUCUAUUCUGCCCCAAGUCCCAUUCGCACUUUUUAUCAAGAAGACUAUGGAGGAAUGCUCUCCACUCACAACAAUGGAGAAGAAAUUUAUUUUGUGGCCAUUAUUGACAUUCUCAUUCAAUAUGGAUUGAAAAAGAGAGGUGAGAAUUUAAUCAAAACCAUUUACUUUGGUGAAGAGAGUGGAAUUAGUGUGGUUGAUCCGAAUAUGUAUGCUGGACGAUUUUUGAAUUUUAUUAAGAGUAUUGUGGAUUAA